Sitodiplosis mosellana (orange wheat blossom midge) is the source of this 583-nucleotide messenger RNA. RefSeq lists its product as uncharacterized. The transcript is spliced from 2 exons. The record is from RefSeq and is a predicted model, not a curated record. The annotation marks the transcript as partial. NCBI's taxonomy places the organism in Eukaryota, Metazoa, Arthropoda, Insecta, Diptera, Cecidomyiidae.
UACACAAGACCGGAGUUCACUAUUGAUGGAGUUACCAAGCUUUUGAUCGCCAUAAGAUUUUAUCGAGUCGGUGCCAACUAUAUGGUUAUUUGCGACAUGUUCGGAAUAAGCUAUGCAACGGUGCAGAAUAUUGUUUGGGAGGUCAGUUUUCUGAUCGCACAAGAAAGAGAUCGUUUCAUCUUCAUGCCAACCACCCAAGAAGAAAUAUUGCAAGCGAAAGCGGACUUCAUGAGCUUGGCACAUUUUUCUUUAUGUAUCGCGGCUGUUGAUGGCACUCAUGUACCGAUAAAUUCAUUUGGUGGUCCGGACGCGGAACUUUAUAGAAAUCGACAUCUCUUUUUCUCCAUGAAGGUACAAUUGGCAGUAUCUGCCGACGAACGAAUUCUUGAUGUGGUGGCACGAUGGCCGGAAUCUGCACAUGACUCAAGAAUAUUCACCAAUUCGAACUUGUGCGAUCGCUUCCGUCGAGGUGAAUUUGGUGAAUAUUCGGUGUUAGUGGCCGACUCCGCAUAUCCACCCGAACGUUUUAUUUGCGAGCCACUGAAUCAUGUUGUUACGAUCAAUAAAGAAACGUAUCAAGAUU